AUGGGUGUCGUGAGAAUCCUGGCUUGCUUCCUAAUAUCGUAUCACCUCAGCAAUGGCCAGCAAAUAGGAGGAAAAGAAAUGGGGAAACUACAACCCGAUGCAUCGAAGGCAUCAUACAUACCAAAAUCUGUCUUCCGGCUCUAUUCGGAGGGAGCCUCCGUGGAGGACUCUUGCACUGUCCUGCCUUAUAAACCGCAAACCCUGGACUCCUGCAGAUUCAACACCUCCAACCCACUGAUCAUCAUCAUCCAUGGAUGGUCGAUCGACGGGACAAUGGAGAACUGGGUGCCCGACCUGGCAGCUGCGCUGACGUCCACCCUGAGAGACGUCAACGUGGCCAUUGUCGAUUGGCUCUCCCUGGCUCACCAUCUGUACCCCACUGCUGUGCAGAACACCCGGGUGGUGGGCCAGGAGGUGGCCCAGAUGCUGGAGUGGCUGGAGGAGUUUUCCCAGUUCCCCAUGGACAAGGUUCACCUCAUCGGCUAUUGCCUGGGUGCUCACGUUUCAGGAUUAGCCGGUAGCUACAUCACUGGACCCAGGAAAAUAGGACGGAUUACAGGAUUGGACCCCACAGGCCCAUUGUUUGAGGGGAUGUCCCAUACUGAUAGGCUGUCCCCUGAUGAUGCCAAAUUUGUGGACGUCAUCCACACCUUCACCCAGCAGCACAUGGGGCUCAGCAUGGGUAUCCAGCAGCCAGUGGGGCAUUUUGACUUCUACCCCAAUGGAGGGACCUUCCAACCAGGAUGCCAGCUAAGCAACCUGUUCUAUCACUUAUCACAGUAUGGACUGAAUGGCUUCCAGCAGUCUGUCAAAUGCUCCCACGAGCGAUCCGUCCACCUGUUCAUCGACUCCCUGCUGAACAGAGACAAGCGGAGUACGGCCUACUGGUGCAAGGACGAGAGCUCCUUCGAGAGGGGCGCCUGCCUGGACUGCCGCAAGAACCGCUGCAACACGCUGGGCUAUGACGUGAAGAGGGUGCGCACGGGGGCCAGCAAGAGGCUGUUCCUCAAAACGCGUCACGCCCAGCCCUACAAAGUUUAUCACUAUCAGCUGAAAAUGCAGUUCAUCAACCAGGCGGAGCACAAUGAACCGUCACUCACCGUCUCUCUCACCGGGACCCGAGGGGAGACCGAGAAACUACCCAUCACUUUCACUGAGGGGCUCUCAGGUAACAGGACCCACUCCUUCCUGCUGAGCCUGGACACAGACAUCGGGGAGCUGAUGGUGCUCAGGCUGUACUGGCAGGGCAAGGCAGCGCUGGCCAACGUUUGGAACAAGAUGCAGACCAUCAUGCCCUGGGGCAGCGAGAGGAAGAGGCAGGAACUCACCUUGGGCAGGAUACGCAUCAAGACAGGGGACACACAGAAGAAGACGACGUUUUGCGCCAAGACGAAUGAUGAUACGCACAUUAAGCCGACACAGGAGAAAGUGUUUGUACGGUGCGAGGAAGGUCGGCAGGGACCACAUCGGAGGCGACUACACAGCUAA
Molecule: messenger RNA, 1488 nt
Organism: Megalops cyprinoides (Indo-Pacific tarpon)
Lineage: Eukaryota; Metazoa; Chordata; Actinopteri; Elopiformes; Megalopidae
Gene: lipca
Product: lipase, hepatic a
Exons: 9
Coding region: 1-1488 (495 amino acids)
Biological process (GO): lipid metabolic process
Molecular function (GO): triacylglycerol lipase activity; apolipoprotein binding
Source: RefSeq, a predicted model, not a curated record